AUGGCUCCCAAACAAGUGGUAACGUCAGACAAAGGACUCAAGUCCAACCUCUUCUCGCAGGCUACCAUCCACAAUGGUACCAUCUUUGUCAGCGGAAACAUUGGCAUCGUUCCCUCUACGAUGAAGAUGGUGGAAGGAUCCGUUGCAGACAGGACGAAACAAGCGCUCGAAAACAUCCAAGCCAUCCUGGAAGAAGCCGGAAGCAGCCUCGAACAGAUUCUCAAGAUGAACAUCUACUUGACAAGCAUGGAGGAUUAUGCUGCCAUGAAUGAGGCCUUUGCCAAGUUCAUUCCGGACCCAAAGCCAGCACGGACCUGUGUCUGCGUCAAGGAGCUCCCUUUUAAGACAGAUGAGCGAGACUUCAGGGUCAAAGCUCUAGGUCGCGACUAA
Messenger RNA from Fonsecaea nubica, 390 nucleotides. RefSeq lists its product as hypothetical. The transcript is spliced from 5 exons. Bases 1 to 390 code for a protein of 129 amino acids. Lineage: Eukaryota; Fungi; Ascomycota; Eurotiomycetes; Chaetothyriales; Herpotrichiellaceae. Gene Ontology annotation, molecular function: deaminase activity. The record is from RefSeq and is a predicted model, not a curated record. Gene Ontology annotation, cellular component: cytosol; mitochondrion.